AUGAAGUUACUACUCGAUGCUUUGGAGAUUCCGCCUAGUCUAUCUCAGGUAGACCUUGACAUGUCGAAGGCUUGGAUCGAGACGGCCCUCAACGCCAUUGAAGGCCAAGACCCCAAAGCCAUGGAGCUGUUUUUCGAGGACACAGCUACUAUGGAUCUUCCGGGGCUGCCUCGCAUAGAAGGAUUAGAAGCCAUCAAACAGUUUUAUGUGUGGAUUAUUCGCUCCAUUGUCCAGAUGGCCAUUGUCGUGAGAUCCGCAAAAAUUAGUCCAACUGGCUUGGCGAUGGACAUCGAGGUGAAAUUUGACUUCAAGGACACAGACUCUGUUGUUGUGGUUUCUACUUUUGACACGAAGAAGGAUCUACUGGGAAAAGUGAAAUAUGGGAAGGCGGUAGGCGGAGAACUUAUGCCCUUGUGGGCCAAGUGCGAGGAAGUGUCCGGUCCUUUCCCAGCGCAAGCCGCUAAAACCAUGAAUUAG
Messenger RNA from Coprinopsis cinerea okayama7#130, 477 nucleotides. RefSeq lists its product as hypothetical. The record is from RefSeq and is a predicted model, not a curated record. NCBI's taxonomy places the organism in Eukaryota, Fungi, Basidiomycota, Agaricomycetes, Agaricales, Psathyrellaceae. The coding region runs from base 1 to 477 and encodes 158 amino acids. The transcript has 5 exons.